Messenger RNA from Cordyceps fumosorosea ARSEF 2679, 357 nucleotides. RefSeq lists its product as hypothetical. The coding region runs from base 1 to 357 and encodes 118 amino acids. The transcript has a single exon. NCBI's taxonomy places the organism in Eukaryota, Fungi, Ascomycota, Sordariomycetes, Hypocreales, Cordycipitaceae. The record is from RefSeq and is a predicted model, not a curated record.
AUGUCUCUCAUGAUCCGGAUCCCCAGCCGCAACACCGACCGUCGCACGGCGGACUAUUCGACGGCCGAUCGUUCGGAGCUCAGUUGGCAAGACUGGCAGUUCCCGCAAGAGGAAACACUCUCAAAGACCGAUCGUCGCUUCUCGGCAGCGUGCAGUCCAGGCGGCGCGGGCAGCGACGGCGCCUCUCUCCGACAACGACUCCAGGCGCUGACUCGCCAACUACGAAGACGAUCUGGCUCCUCGUCUCUCCCGCGUGCCAGCUCCGGCCAGCUACGGGACAGUGGCAGCUCGAGCCGUCUAUCGGUGAUGAGCAAGUUUUCCAAGUUUGCCAGCACACUCUACAAGAGUCAAGAUUGA